AUGUUGUUGUUAAUCAAUGUCCUUCUCACCUCGUGGUUUUACACUGCUCACGGACAGGGGAAACCUUGUAAUUAUCCAGUAAUAAAACAUGGACGGCUAUCUUAUUCAUACAGAGGAUACUUUCCAGCACGUGUGAAUCAACAGUUUGUCUAUUACUGUGAUCAGUAUUUUGUGCCUCCUUCACAAUAUUCCUGGGAUUACCUGACUUGCACAGCAGAAGGAUGGUCUCCAGAAGAACCAUGCCUCAGACAAUGUAUUUUCAAUUAUUUGGAGAAUGGACGUAACCCACGUCGUGAAGAAAAAUAUUUACAGGGUGAAACUGUAAGAGUUCACUGCUAUGACGGCUACAGUCUUGAAAAUAAUCAGAACACAAUGACCUGCACAGAGAAUGGCUGGUCUCCUCCUGCCAGAUGCAUCCGUGUCAAAACAUGUUCGAAAAACAAUGUAAGAAUUGAGAAUGGAUUUUUGUCUGAAUCUGCCUUUACAUAUCCCCUAAAUAAACAAACAGAAUAUAAGUGUAAACCAGGAUAUGUAACAGCAGAUGGUAAGACAUCAGGAUUAAUUACAUGUCUGCAAAAUGGAUGGUCAGCUCAACCUGUAUGCAUUAAAUCCUGUGACAGGCCAGUAUUUGAGAAGGCCAGAGCCAAAAGUGAUGGCACGUGGUUCAGGCUGAACGACAGGCUGGACUACGUAUGUCUUGAUGGGUAUGAGAACCGAGACGGACGCACCGCAGGCUCCAUAGUGUGUGGUCAAGACGGCUGGUCCGAUAAAGCUGCAUGCUACGAAAAAGAAUGCAGUAUUCCUGAAAUGGAUACAUACUUAGAUGCUUAUCCCAGGAAAGAAACAUUUAAAGUUGGAGAUGUGCUGAAAUUCUCCUGCAGUCAAGGCCAUAUUUUGGUUGGAGCAGAUUCAGUUCAGUGCUACCACUUUGGAUGGUCCCCUAAACUUCCAACGUGUAAAGAAGGGAACGUAAAAUCGUGUGCUCCACCUCCUCAACUUCUCAAUGGGAAAGGGAAAGAAAUACACAAAGAAGAAUAUGCACACAAUGAGGUCGUGGAAUAUGCUUGCAACCCCAGAUUUCUGAUGAAGGGUUCUCAUAAAAUUCAAUGUGUUGAUGGAGAAUGGACAGCUUUACCUGUGUGUAUUGAGGAGGAGCGUACCUGUGGAGAUAUACCUGACCUUGAUCACGGCGAUGUCAAGCCUUCUGUCCCUCCCUAUCAGCAUGGUGACUCGGUAGAGUUCAGUUGCAGAGCAGCAUUUACAAUGAUUGGACCCAGAUUUAUCACGUGUAUUAGCGGAGAGUGGACCCAGCCUCCUCAGUGCAUUGCAACAGAUGAACUUAAGAAGUGUAAAGGGUCAAAAUUAUUUCUACCAAAUGGAGAACUAGCACAUAAGAUUGAAUAUGACCACAACACCAACAAAAGUUACCAAUGCCGAGGAAAAUCAAAACUCAAACACUCAAUCUGUAUAAAUGGAAAAUGGGACCCUAAAGUAACCUGCAAAGAAGGUAAUCUCUUGUCCCUAAUGUUUUAA
This is a messenger RNA of Rangifer tarandus platyrhynchus (Svalbard reindeer), 1533 nucleotides long. NCBI's taxonomy places the organism in Eukaryota, Metazoa, Chordata, Mammalia, Artiodactyla, Cervidae. The record is from the annotation of a GenBank genome assembly.